Penaeus vannamei (Pacific white shrimp) is the source of this 2990-nucleotide messenger RNA. NCBI's taxonomy places the organism in Eukaryota, Metazoa, Arthropoda, Malacostraca, Decapoda, Penaeidae. The record is from RefSeq and is a predicted model, not a curated record.
GUUUAAACUAUAUCGUAAAUAGGAAAAGGGCUAGAACGAAUAGGAAAUAACAGUGAGGGGGAUUAAUGCUCUUCGUGCAAGGUUAUUUUCUAAAAUCUAUUUCCAUCGAAAAUGACUGAGCAAGAUUAAAACGCGCCUAGUUUCCUCAAACGUGGACGCGCUACCCCGACUGACGAAGGCGUGAUCGGGAGAAAAGUCCUCAAGAGCGACCAAACGUGGAGAGAAACGCCAAGUAAAAGUGACUUCCUGUGAUCACUGUGUUGACGUAAGCGCAGUGGACUCGCUCGGCCGCGACAUCCAACAUGGGGACGGUCGCCCGCCAGACUUUGCUCUUAAUUCUUAUGUUUGUUGUGUCUGGCGGUCUUGAUCAUGCCACUGCGAACAGCCCAGAAGCAGCCUCAGCAGGGGUUACCAUGGUGGACGGAAUCGACAUGUCCAAGUACCACCAUUACGACGACUUGCUGCGGCUGGCGGAGACCCUGAAGGUGCAGUACCCGCACCUGGUGGAUCACUACUCCGUGGGCAAGUCCGUCCAGGGGAGGGAGCUCCUGGUCAUCAGGAUCAGCGAGAAUGUGGCUGAGCGGAGCCUUACAGAACCCAUGUUCAAAUUCGUGGCCAACAUCCAUGGGGACGAGACCGUGGGGCGCGCCCUUAUGAUGUUCCUGGCGCAGUACCUGGUGGCCCAGUACGGCUCCAACCCCAGGGUCACGAAGCUGCUCAACCAGACCGAAAUUCACCUCAUGCCGUCCAUGAAUCCCGAUGGCUUUGAGCAGGCCAAGGAGGGAAGCUGCAAUGGCUUCAGAAACUCAGGCCGGGAGAAUGCGAACAAACAAGAUCUGAAUAGGAAUUUCCCUGUUCAGUGGGAGAAUCCCUCAGAAGCAGAGAUGGAGAAAGGAAGAGAACCAGAGACAUUGGCUGUCAUGAGUUGGAUUGUUCGGAAUCCAUUUGUUUUAUCUGGUAACCUGCAUGGUGGCUCAGUGGUUGCCAGCUACCCAUUUGAUGACAGCAGCCGUCACAAUGAUUGCUGUGUUGAAAGCAAGACUCCUGAUGAUCAAAUUUUCCGGCUCCUGGCUUCCACAUAUGCCUCAAAGCAUGGCACAAUGCACCAGGGAAAUCUCUGUGUGGGAGAUAACUUCAAAGGGGGAAUUACCAAUGGGGCUUUUUGGUAUGAUGUUAAAGGGGGAAUGCAAGACUUCAACUAUGUAUAUGGAUCAUGCUUUGAAGUAACCUUUGAGCUCUCCUGUUGUAAGUAUCCUAUGGCAUCUGAACUCUCAGAGGAAUGGAUCAAGAACAGGGAAUCACUUCUGGCAUUCAUGGAAAAGACUCACAUGGGAGCAAAAGGUGUUGUGACGGAUGCCAUAACUGGGGUAGGGAUUGAAGGAGCAAAAGUGAGCGUAGAGGGAGUGAACUACAAUGUGACAACUUCAUCAAGAGGCGAAUACUGGAGGCUGCUUUUACCUGGAACCUACACUCUGGUAGCAAAAGCAUAUGGGUAUGAGACAGCCCAGGAGAAAGUGGUUGUGGUGAAUGGAACCGUCUCACGUUUGGACUUCAAGCUCAAGCAGAUUUCACAAGCCUCUGUGUCAGUUACAACUCCUCCGCCUCCUGCAGUCAUAACAACUACUACAACGACUACAACAACUAUAGCUACUUUUAAACCCAAGAAGCCAGAGGAAGAAGGAUUUACUUCAGAGCCAGAGUUUAAAUAUCACCAUUACCCAGAUUUGCAAGCAUUCAUGAUGAAGUUUGCUAAAAGAUACCCAAGUCUUACAAGAUUAUACUCCAUUGGUACAAGUGUAGAGGGCAGAGAACUCUAUGUUUUAGAGAUCUCUGACAACCCUGGCAUUCAUGAGCCUGGUGAGCCAGAAUUUAAAUAUAUAGGCAACAUGCAUGGGAAUGAAGUCGUAGGACGCGAGACACUUCUUUUGUUGAUACAGUACCUGCUUGAAGGAUAUGGUGUUAAUGACCGUGUUACAAGUCUUGUUAAUGAUACAAGAAUACACAUUAUGCCUACUAUGAAUCCAGAUGGUUUUGAGGCUGGAAAUGAAGGUGACUUUGCUGGAGUAUUAGGAAGAGCCAAUGCUAAUAACAGAGAUCUUAAUAGGAAUUUCCCAGAUCAGUACUUCACCAACCAGCAAAAUGUGGUUCAGGAGCCAGAAACUUUAGCUGUGAUCAAGUGGCUGAAGGAGUAUCCCUUCGUCCUCUCAGCAAAUCUCCAUGGAGGGUCUCUGGUUGCCAACUACCCCUGGGACGACAAUCCCCAGGGGAGAAGUGGCCUUUACAGUAAAUGUCCAGAUGAUGAGAUCUUCAAGAAGUUAGCCAAAGCCUACUCAUUUGCUCACCCAAAAAUGCCACAUGGGAAACCAUGUAAUAGUCCAAGUGUGGUAUUCCCUGAUGGUAUCACAAAUGGUGCCAGGUGGUAUAGUGUAUCAGGUGGUAUGCAAGACUACAACUACUUGCAUUCAAACUGCUUUGAAAUUACGGUUGAGAUGUCAUGCAAUAAGUAUCCAUAUGCAAAGGACUUGCCAAGAUACUGGAUGGAAAACAAGAAUUCUCUGAUUACAUUCAUGGAACAGGUCCACACUGGGUUGAAAGGAUUUAUUUUGGAUGGAAAUAAUAAUCCAAUCAGCAAUGCUACAAUCUCAGUAGCAGAUAUUGAUCAUGACAUUGUAUCAGCUGCUGAUGGUGAUUAUUGGAGACUCCUUGCUCCAGGAGAGUACCUGAUUACAGUGCAUGCUCCAGGGUAUCAGCCAAGUAGCAAGAAGGUCGACAUUCCUCACUUGUGGGCAAAACAGGUCAACUUCACCCUACAAGGAGAUGACUCUCAGGACUGGUCUGUGCAGGAAGAUUUCAGCAUUGCAGAAAACCUUGGGGAGACCUAUUUGAGCAACUCUGAGCUCAGUUCAGCCAUGGCCAAGAUUGAAAACGAAUACAGGGAAGUGGCCUGAAAUUUCUGGCCAAUGAGUGAGUGAGUAUGAAGAUCCAUGCUC